Messenger RNA from Lodderomyces elongisporus, 1710 nucleotides. RefSeq names its product mannosyl-oligosaccharide 1,2-alpha-mannosidase (gene MNS1). The transcript has a single exon. Gene Ontology annotation, cellular component: endoplasmic reticulum; membrane. Gene Ontology annotation, biological process: mannose trimming involved in glycoprotein ERAD pathway; carbohydrate metabolic process. The coding region runs from base 1 to 1710 and encodes 569 amino acids. The record is from RefSeq and is a predicted model, not a curated record. NCBI's taxonomy places the organism in Eukaryota, Fungi, Ascomycota, Pichiomycetes, Serinales, Debaryomycetaceae. Gene Ontology annotation, molecular function: calcium ion binding; mannosyl-oligosaccharide 1,2-alpha-mannosidase activity.
AUGUCAUUCAAUAUAACUCACGGAAACACAUACAAAGACAAGCCAACUGGAAGAUCCCUUCCGUUGUACUAUUCACGACACUUUGCACCAACUACUAAUUUCAAAACCAAAAACAAAAAGAGAAUUAUGCUCUUGAAAGGCUUUCUAUUAUCAGUAGUGCUAUACUUGAUCUACUAUUUCGCAUCGCAUACGCUCAACAACCUGCAGUUUACACUAUUCAACAAUGAAGUCGACUGGAAAGAUGUUCAAUUAAAAGUCCGUCAAGCCAUGCUUGAUUCAUGGCACACGUAUGAGAAACACGGAUGGGGCACUGAUGUAUACCAUCCACUACUGGAAACUGGUGAGAAUAUGGGCCCAAAACCAUUGGGAUGGAUGAUUGUAGACUCAAUUGAUACUUUGAUGAUAAUGGAUUGUCCCGAGGAAGUGGAAAGAGCACGUUUAUGGAUCAAAGAUGUAGACUACAAGUUCAACUAUGAGGUCAACAAUUUUGAAACAACAAUUAGAAUGUUGGGUGGACUCUUAUCUGCAUACCAUUUGAGCAAUGAAGAUGAGGUGUAUUUGAACAAGGCAAUUGAACUAGCAUCCUCUUUAGCUGGCGCUUAUGAUAGUCCGAGUGGGUUGCCAUAUGCUUCAGUGAAUUUGCAAACCGGUAAAGGGAUCAAAAAUCACGUCGAUAAUGGUGCAAGUUCAACAGCAGAAGUGGCUACUUUACAAUUGGAAUUGAAAUAUCUUGCAAAAUUGACCGGCGAUGUCCAAUGGUGGGAUAAGGCGCAAAAGAUUAUGCAAGUCUUGGACUCAAACAAUGUGGUGGAUGGAUUAGUGCCAAUCUACGUUAAUGUUGAUACCGGGAAGUAUCAAGGAAAAUUGAUCAGAUUGGGAAGUAGAGGCGAUAGCUACUAUGAAUACUUGAUCAAGCAAUAUUUGCAGACUGGCGAAUCCGUUUAUUAUGAAAUGUAUAGAGAAUCAGUGGAAGGUGUGCGGAAACACCUUGUUGGAAAAUCAAAACCAAGCGGCUUGACAUUUAUUGGUGAAUUGGAGAGAGGAGUAAUUAAUGGUGGCGGUUUAAGCGCUUUGUCCAAUAAAAUGGACCAUCUUGUUUGCUUUUAUGGAGGUACGUUGGCUGUAGGGGCAACAAAAGGUUUGGUUCUAGAAGAGGCAAGAAAACAGCCAUGGUGGGAUGCAGAGAGAGAGGCGCAUUUCAAGCUUGGAGAAGAGUUGACAUAUACAUGUUACAAGAUGUAUCACGAUGUCGAUGCCACAGGGUUAUCACCAGAAAUUGUUGUUUUCAACAAUGACCCUGAAAAGGAUACUGAUUUCUACAUAAAGAGAUUGGAUAGACACAAUUUGCAAAGACCAGAAACGGUUGAGCUGUUGUUUUACUUGUAUAGAAUCACUGGUGACGAAAAGUAUAGACAAUGGGGAUAUGAGAUUUUCAACAACUUUAUGAAAUAUACCAAGGUUGUCAAUGACAAGGGUGAAGUUUCGUUUACUUCAUUAAACGACGUGACAAGUUUCAAUCAAGAUGGAUCACCAAAGAUGAGAGAUAAUACUGAAUCUUUUUGGUUUGCAGAGACAUUAAAGUACUUGUAUUUGUUAUUUGACGAUGCAGACACAAUUGAUUUGAGAGAGUAUGUUUUCAACACUGAAGCACAUCCCUUACCAGUAUUUAAACCAGAUGAAGGGUUUAAAACGUGGUCGAGAGCAAAGUAG